AUGAGUGAACGGAAUAAGAUAUACCCUGUAUAUUAUAAUACUGUAUUCGGAAUUUUAGGAAUCGUGUUUGGAGUAUCGCUAUGGCUCUUAAGUUAUAAUCAUACAGAUUUGAGCAUAUUUAACCUAGAUAUUAAUGGAGUCAUCGCAAUUACUGGCAUUGCGUACGGAUUUAUGAACAUGGCAGUGCGUACAAUAUGCAUAUGGCUCACUAUGUGGAUUUUAAGCCGAAAUCUUUAUAAUGGAGGGGUAACAAUCAAUGAACUAGCACUUACAUCUGAUUUCGCUCAUGGGAGAUGGUAUAACAUCAUGAAACUGACUCCAAAACGGACAGCUAUCAUGAUUUGUUGCGAAAUACUAUUGCUAAUAACAGAGAUAGGUUAUAAAUUUGGGGUGCAGUCAGGAGAUAGUUAUAGUGUAGAAUAUAACAUUACGAAUGGGUUUUCUCAUAAUUAUUAUAGUGCAGGAUUGUUUAGGGGGGCUGCCUGCGAUGGUGAAAAUUAUGUAUUAUGUUUGACAGAUACAGCAAUAAAUAUACUGACUGAUGGUGUUGCAACAGCUGAUUUAAGUACGCUCGAGAAUUGGGGAUUUCUACAAACAUUUAUUUGGCAAGAGAGUAACAAUGUUAUAUAUAGUAUUCUGCAACGUCCAUAUAUAAAUUCAGAUACCUUGAAUCAAGUUGGACCUAAUUUAACAGAUCAUAACAUUGUAGCAAAGAAAUUGAGUGGACUGGUGCUUAGUAUUGUGCGAAUAGAAGUUGUAAACGCAAGAAACAUGAAUGGAUGGAGUUCCUAUGGAAGCGUCGUAGUUAAUUGUGCUCUUGAUUUCGAUUAUACUACAUGGAAUGAUACUAUAUCACCAAUUGGAGACACUAUAAUUAUUGACGGGUGGUCAAACUGCAUACCAAAUCACCAUCACAUGGAGAUCCGUAUGGAGUUGUGUAAUGGUACAGUGGAAUGGACAAUAGAGCCCGGACAACAAGUGCAAUCUUGGAAUGUAACUAAUUUAUCGAACCUUCAAUGCGGGCCAAUAGGAAUAAAUACAACAAAAGGGUCGCAGGUGCUUAGUUCCAUGUCAGCACAAGGUGGACUAUAUGGACUCGAUCAUCGUUUAUUCAGCUUAACACUGAUUGAUGCAGCAGAUGCAAGUCAAACUGGAAAAAGUACUUUAGGCGUUGAUGUUGUUGGAUGGAAUUUAUCAAGAAUUUACGUAUAUCAACGAAUACAAGUUGCG
Molecule: messenger RNA, 1230 nt
Organism: Dentiscutata erythropus
Lineage: Eukaryota; Fungi; Glomeromycota; Glomeromycetes; Diversisporales; Gigasporaceae
Source: the annotation of a GenBank genome assembly